UCGUGCCUUCUUCACUUUAAAGCUCAUAUUGCCUCUCUCUGCAUGUGACCCUCAAAUCUUCUCUAUUUUUCCUGCUAUUAAUGCUUCUCCUUCCUUGCUAAUAUCUUUUCUCCUCUCUUCUCCAUCUUCAUCUCCCUGUUCCUUUAUUGCUUCUCUCUUGUUGGAUUAAGUUCUUCAAAUGAUGCCACCUGAGCAGGAGACCAGGAUCACCGGUGAUCCAGCUAAUGUUCUGGGGGCGAACCGGAUCGAGAAUGUCACAAUUCAUGCUGCAGAGCCAGCGAGUAAUGUGAGCCCGUGUUUGGAGGAUCAAACACCUGACGGACAGCAAACAACCAGACCUCAAUUUUCGAUUCUACGUGAAUCAUUACGUCCUGUGACACUCAAGUUUGAGGAUGUGGUUUAUGUUAUCAAGUUGAGAAGCACCGAAGGCAGCUGCUUUGGGUCACCUGAGCCCAAGCAAAGUCGCACUGUGCUCAAUGGGGUGAGCGGAAUAGCUCGACCAGGUGAACUGCUGGCAAUGUUGGGUCCAUCAGGCAGUGGAAAAACCACUCUCCUCACGGCUCUGGCUGGCCGAUUACCGGGGAAAGUCUCAGGUAACAUAACCUAUAACGGGCAGCCAUUUUCAAGCUCCAUGAAGCGGAAGACGGGGUUUGUCACACAAGAUGAUGUACUCUACCCUCACCUGACCGUCCUCGAGACCUUAACAUAUGCGGCCUUGUUAAGGCUCCCGAAAAAGCUCACUAGAGAGGAAAAAAUCGAACAAGCUGAGCUGAUCAUCGUGGAGCUUGGCUUAACAAGAUGCAGGAACAGUGUCGUAGGGGGUCCUCUCCUCCGGGGGAUAUCGGGUGGUGAGCGCAAAAGGGUGAGUAUUGGGCAGGAGAUGCUAGUGAACCCCAGCCUAUUGUUGCUGGACGAGCCCACUUCAGGGCUCGACUCAACCACCGCUCAGCGCAUAGUGGCCACUCUUCGGGGACUGGCACAAGGCGGGCGGACGGUGAUUACGACCAUUCAUCAGCCUUCAAGCAGGCUGUAUAGGAUGUUUGAUAAACUGGUGGUGCUCUCAGAAGGGUGUCCUAUUUACAGUGGAAAUGCUGCUAAUGUUCUGGAGUACUUCGGCACAAUUGGUUACCUGCCUGGAUUUAGCUUAUUGAACCCUGCUGAUUUUCUACUUGAUCUCGCUAAUGGUGUAGCCCCUGAUGUGAGAAAGGAUGAUCAACAGGAGUUUCAUGGUAGACCAGACAAUCAUGAUGAUCAAAAUUCCAUCAAACAGGCCCUGAUAUCAUCUUACAAGAAGAACCUAUAUCAUAGCAUGAAGGCUGAGAUCCAUCGUAAUUCUCAUGGUUCAGAUGGGUCUGCAUCAGGACCAUUGUCAUCUAGAGGUUGUGAGAAUCAAUGGACCUCCAGCUGGUGGGAGCAAUUCAAGGUGUUGCUAAGAAGGGGCUUGCAAGAGAGGAAACAUGAAUCUUACUCUGGUUUGAGAAUUUUUCAAGUCAUGUCUGUUUCAAUUCUUUCAGGGCUUUUGUGGUGGCAUUCUGAUACUUCCCACAUACAAGAUCAGGUGGGACUUCUCUUUUUCUUCUCCAUAUUCUGGGGCUUCUUUCCUCUAUUCAAUGCCAUAUUCACAUUCCCUCAGGAGCGGCCAAUGCUAAUAAGAGAACGCUCAUCGGGCAUGUACCGUCUCUCCUCAUAUUACUUUGCUAGAAUGGCUGGUGACUUGCCUAUGGAACUUGUGCUCCCAACUAUCUUCGUAACCAUCGCAUAUUGGAUGGGUGGUCUCAAGCCUUCCCUGCUUACAUUUGUGCUAACCCUCUUGGUCAUCCUAUACAAUGUGCUAGUCUCUCAAGGGCUAGGACUAGCCCUUGGUGCCAUUAUAAUGGACGUGAAACAGGGCACGGCCUUAGCUUCUGUGACCAUGCUUGUGUUUCUUUUAGCAGGAGGAUACUACAUUCAGCACAUCCCACCUUUCAUUGCUUGGUUGAAGUACAUUUCCUUUAGUCACUACUGUUAUAAGCUUCUAGUGGGAGUGCAGUACGCAGAAAAUGAGGUUUAUGAGUGUGGGUUGAGGAUGCAUUGCAAGGUGUGGGAAUUUCCUGCUAUAAAGUAUCUGGGUAUUGAUCAUUGGGCUUGGGAUGUGGCUGCCUUGACUGUAAUGUUUGUGGGAUAUAGGGCUUUGGCUUAUGCGGCAUUGAGGAUGGGGCAACCUCACUGACAGUUAACAAUCCCAGACUGGUGACUGAAGUUUACUGAAGCUAAAGAAACUUAUCAAGAUGUUCUCUAAUGUGAUCAAGUAGUCAUGAAUUGAUGACCAGAAGUGUGAUUUUAGUACCUUGUUAGCCAAUUCAGAUUAAUGAAAUUGGAUUCUAAUCGUCUGAAAUUAUGUCAUUCAGUAACAUUGAAUUUUCAACUUGAUCAAUCUAUCAAUUAUUCCCAAAGAAA
Molecule: messenger RNA, 2436 nt
Organism: Vitis riparia (riverbank grape)
Lineage: Eukaryota; Viridiplantae; Streptophyta; Magnoliopsida; Vitales; Vitaceae
Product: ABC transporter G family member 21
Exons: 5
Coding region: 179-2209 (676 amino acids)
Cellular component (GO): membrane
Molecular function (GO): ATP binding; ATP hydrolysis activity; ABC-type transporter activity
Source: RefSeq, a predicted model, not a curated record